This is a messenger RNA of Cheilinus undulatus (humphead wrasse), 1959 nucleotides long. RefSeq names its product dorsal inhibitory axon guidance protein a (gene draxina). Bases 191 to 1327 code for a protein of 378 amino acids. Gene Ontology annotation, biological process: axon guidance; Wnt signaling pathway. Gene Ontology annotation, cellular component: extracellular region. NCBI's taxonomy places the organism in Eukaryota, Metazoa, Chordata, Actinopteri, Labriformes, Labridae. The record is from RefSeq and is a predicted model, not a curated record. The transcript has 7 exons.
UGUUCUCCACAUUGGAUUUAAGAACAUCUGGUGUAUGUUGUUCACAGUGGUGGUAAAGGAGCAUCAGAUUUUGCUGUAAAAGCCUUAAUAAGCUCAAUAGCUUCUGCAGCAGACCACACCCCUGUAAUCCGCCAUCCUUGUUUUGGUUCAAUAUGCACAUGCCGGCAGGUGGCGCUGUGCUUUCCAGACGAUGGCUCUCUCCUGGAGUCUCCUCCUGGCGUUCCUCUCGGCCUCCCUGGUCAUCUCACACAGCUCUGAACCCGGACCUCCUCACAGUAAGAGGAGAGCAGCUCAGACCUCAGCAGGAGGCGGCAACACCCUUCAGCACCCACUGCACCCUCUGCAGGGACACCGCUACAGCAGGGACCGCGGAGGGCAUGGGGGUCAGGGAGCCCGAGCCACUAAAGGAGGAGCUGGGCUGCUCUCUCAUAGACCCCCUCAUCCUCUGGCCAGGCCGGAGGAUGACGGGAUGGGUCUGGAGAGUCUGAGCCCAGUGAGGCUGGAGAUGGGCCCGAGCAGGGACAGAGACAGAGUUCGGAUGAGUCUGAAGAGUCAGACACAGACUCGGGAAAAUGACCUGCUGGGCACACGUAAAGGAAGAGGAAAUGGACAUGGGAAUGGACACGGACACCACUAUGAACACAGGAGACAAGGCAGCCGGCGUGAGAAGGGACGGCAUGGAAAAGGCUUCCUUCCUGAGCCUGAGCUGAGUUCUGCGUUCAGGGACAGGGAUCUGUUUGAUGAUCCUCCCUCCUCCUCUUCUUCUGCCGACUCCCUCUCCCUCAUCGUGACCCCGCCCAGCGAAUACCCCUCCCCCAUCGCCGCCGUCUUUGGCUCCGGCUCCUCCAUGGUAACCACGGUGAUGAACGAGCAUCCCCCAACGCUGCCCCCGGCCUCCACCAAACCCCAGAGGUCUGGACGAGGAAAAGGACAAGGAGAGGUGAUGCCAACGUUGGACAUGGCGCUCUUUGAUUGGACAGACUACGAGGACAUGAAGCCUGCAGACACCUGGCCGUCAUCCAGGAAGAAAGAUAAGAGACGGAGUAAGAACCUCAGCAAUGGAAAUGUGACUGUGGAUGCCGAUGCCAUCGAGCCGUGUGACCAUCACCUGGACUGUCUGCCAGGUUCUUGUUGUGACCUGAGACAACAUGAGUGUAAACCUCACAACAGAGGCCUCAACAACAAAUGUUACGAUGACUGCAUGUGUGAGGAAGGGUUGCGAUGCUACGCCAAAUUCCAUCGGAAGCGGCGCGUAACCAGGCGGAGGGGUCGCUGCGUGGUGCCAGAGUCAGUCAGCAGUGAUCAGGGAGGCUUCAUCACUAUCUGAGGAAGAGGAGGAGAAGGAGGAACAGGAAAAACAAACCCCUGACAAAGUAAAUAGUACAGCCAAGGCUUCAUGUGACUCCUGCUGAAGGUUAUGACCUGAAUUUUAAAGCAUUGAUGUCAUUAUUCAGAUAGACAUUUGACAUGAAUGGAUAGACCUCCAGUCCAUGAAACCAUAAUCUCUAAGUUCAAUUAAUCAGUUUUAAAUCUUUUUUUACUUGAGCAUCAAAUACAGCACAUUACCAUGUUUUUAGACAGAAACAUAAAGGGGUAUUUUCAAUUGCCAUGAGUUACUAAAAAGCCACUAAAAGAGGAAACUUGUCAGAUUUUGCUCAAGUGUUCAAGUUUUCUUACAUCCGAUUGUCUCUGUCCUUUUUUGAGUCAAACAAUGUUUACAGUCAUCUUUAGGAGAAUGUUUCUGUUCUUGGAUCCCCAAAAGGGACAUUUGAUUGCUUCAGGAUCUUUUUUUAAGGAAGCUUAAAGAGGAACAAUAAAUUUGCUCUCUGUAAACUUGAUUUUAAAUUUGAUUUGAGGCCAGUCUGCUUUUGUAAAUGUCAGUGUUACUGAUCUUACUUUUUGUCUCUGCUUCUCCUCAAAUGUACUUUAAGAGUAGAAUGAUAAAGAUGCUUGUUGACA